UUAAAUUUUUUUUUUCAUUAGGCUAUUUUUGGUGCCCCCUCAGCACUACAGUGCUGAUGCCACUCCCAUACCUAAAAUACAUGUUUUACAGUCACUGUUAUGUAUUAUGCACAAUUUUUACUUGAAAAUCACUAUAUGGAAGUAAUCAUAAACAUUUUCAUAAAGCACCCAAUCAUUGGCUCUUACUCACACAACACAUCAUCUAGCAUAAUGAUUGGUAGAGUAUAAAAUGGGGAAAAUAUUUCAAUACAAGCACUUCAGGCAAAUACAAUUAAUGGAAUUUGUCAAACCUUUAAAACCAAUAAAUAAAUAAAAAACAACCAGUGGGGACAUUGUAAAAGUAGGCCAAUUCCACAACCCUGGUCCAAUGGCUUGUUCUAAAUAUUACACAACCUUUUGACGUAAGAUAAAUGAACAUAUUGACACAGGACUGUACACAUUUAUAAGUCAAUGACAUAGGUGUGACAUUUACCAAACUUGGUCUGGCCAGUCAUGGUGAGGUAAUGAAGAGGAAGUACAGUAGAGAGACACAUUUCGUAGACACUUUCAUCCAAAGAGGCUUAAAGUGUGUUCAAGGGAUUCAUUUGCUCAGUACUUGCAAUCCCUGGGAAUUAAACUCAGAUGUUUGGAGUUGCCAGCACUACAAUCUACCUGUUGAUGUGCAAAAAUGGGCAAUUUAAUUGGUAAGAGAGAGGAUGGAAACUAUUUAUUAAGUGCAAAAUAAAUUGUAUUUUCCUGAUUCCAGUAUUUGACAAAUUUGUUUCCUCUUCUUAUGUUUACCAAGUCUGUGAUAAUCGUUUCUCAGUAUCACAUUUCAACCAUUGAUUUUAUGAGCUAGAAUGGAGCAAACAUCUUAAAUAUAAAAACAUACUAACAUGUUUUAAUAGUUGUAUAAAGAUUUUUUCUUGACUCAAGGUAAUCUGCAUGUGGAUAAUUCUGUUGCAUUGUUAAAUUACCUUUACAACUACAAUGUUGAUCCAUUUGUCUACAGAUUUCUGUUUUAUGUCUGGGAAGGGAUGAUAAUGUCAUAUGAAAGCCUCAAUUUAGACUGGACUUUGACUCUCAGUGAUGAACAUGAUAAAAGAAUACACUGGUGAGGAUUUAUCAGUUCUGCCGAAGUUAACUGCUACACUAAAGUAUCUAAAUGGGACUAUUUACGUCUAUGCAAAAUAAUGAGGAGGAAUGUAUUUUUAAUGAGGUUAAGUGCAUGGCAAAUAUGGCAAAGCUCAAAUCGUGGUUAGUCACCAGAGUAUGAUCAGUUUAGAUUUAAAUGCCAUUAUAUGAAGUCUAAGGUGCUACUUUUGGUGUUGAUAUGUUUGUUGUUUUAACUCCUCUUAUAAUCCUAAAAUUGAGGUUGUACACAGUUACUGAACUUUCUGGUUUCUUUGGUUUUCAAGCUUAGUGUUUUUUAAAUACAUAAUAUGACAUGGUUAGGCAUGCUUGGUUUGAGCUGGUGUUGUUUGAAAUGUAAUUGUAAUAUUUAGAAUAUACGUUUGAAUCAUUUUAGAAGAAUCGUUUUAAGCAUUUAUCUAUUCUUGAAAUCCCUUGUGAAUAAAUCACUUAUAAAAUAUUCUUUGCAUGUUUAUACUGAUAUAUAUUGGAAUUUUGUACUGAAUCUACACUAAUACACAGGAAUAUAUGCUAUCAGAAUGAUCAUACUUCAUAAACUGCAUAAUUCAAGGGCUUUUUGCAAGCCGCUAUAAAAGUGUCAAGUUAAUUCAUUGUUUGUAUGCAAUAGCCUUUCCUGAAUGUCAUCCCCAAACAGAUUCCUAGUGAGUGUACAGCAUUAAUGGUUUAACCAUCCAGUGCAUUUCAAGUGACAGAGUCAUGGCUGGAUGGGCUCAGCUUCCUGCAAAGCCCAAUUAUUCUGAAUCAUUUCACUAAAGGGGCCUGAUCUAAUGUGCACACCAAGGGCAAAUAAGGCAACGUGGGACCAUAUAAAUGGCAUCUUGCUGCAUUAAGUACCCAUCCCUGUGGCUCAUAUCAGACCAAUUCAAGCUCUUAGAUGCACUAACCGCCCAUCUAACGCCCCUUCCACACCCCUUCCCCCCCACCCUAUUAUGUGCCUUCCAAAUUAAUAGAAACCUUUUUGCAGAUACAGACUUCCUUAUUGUCUUCAUGUUUUUUCCUCACACAGAUUGGAGAGUGUUCAGCACUUUAUUUGGUUGAGGAGCGGCUAUUCCUCCAAAUGGAUUAAAGAGGGAAUAUUGGCAGCCAGUGGAGAGGCUAUGAAAAGGAGGCUUUAGUUAACCGAUCUAGGUGAGCUACAAAUUGAUCUGACAUGAUGGAGUUGACCGUGUCCAGCUUCGUCUCUUUGUUGGUCUACAUCUUGACCUUCUUGCUUGGACUUCCUGGCAAUCUCCUUGUUCUUUUCGUGUACAUCCGUAAGGCUCGAAAACACGGUGCCACCCCCAAUGUAGUCUACGCUCUGAACCUGUGUGUGGCAAACCUGGCUCUAGUGUCGUGGAUGCCAGUCAAAGUGGCCGAGACGCUCCAUGGUUGGGCGCUUCCAGCUGCGGUUUGUCCCGUUUAUAGCUUCUUUCUGUUUUCUUCAGUCUACGGUAGUAGUUUGAUACUCACAGCAGUCGUCGUGGGCCGGUAUCUGAGUAUCGCAUAUCCUAUAACUUACAAACUAUACCGCCGGUCGAGUACCUCUUGCCUGGUAAGCGCCAUCUUGUGGCUUUUAGUUCUUAUACACUUGGGUUUUGCUCAUACUGCAGAAGGAAUGGGCCAUUUUGUGUCUAUAUCAGAGGAGAAUAUCUCUGCAUGCUAUGAAAACUUCACCCAGGAGCAGUUAGAAGUGCUGGUGCCGUUACGCAUGGAGAUGGCACUGCUGCUCUUCCUGGUGCCACUUGUUUUGUCAGCAUUCUGCACACUGCGCUGCCUUGUGCUUGUCAGACACUCAGCUUUGCCCUCUGUUGGGAAAAGAAGGGUGUUAGCCAUUGCACUCUCCACUUUAGUAGUAUUUGUGGUAUGUUAUUUGCCCUACAAUGUUUCCCACGUGGUGGGCUUUGUCUUGAACACUAAUGUGGAGUGGAGAAGUGAAGCCAUGCUUUCCUGCUCCUGCAAUGUAUUUCUUGAGCCGGUGGUCAUGUUGAUGAUUUCACCAUGGACGCCGAGGGAUUUGGUGGACAGAUUGUGCCGCAAAUGAAAGAACAUGUCAUACAAGUCCAGGCAUCAGAAUCACUUCAACAGGGCUUCCAGGAACCAUCAAAUCACAAGCUGCAUCAAUAAUAAGCCAUGGUGAAUCUAAAGAUGACAGAGCAAAAGCAAACACAGCAGACUCGUCCAUAAAAGUGACCUGAUGGAAAUAAAUGAGAUGCUGAAUUUGUAAGAAUGUUUUUUUUUUUUUGAAAAUUUACUUUUCAGUGUUAAGUCACUCAUAAAGAUAUCAGAUGAGAUAAUCUUUUAAAA
Messenger RNA from Carassius auratus (goldfish), 3414 nucleotides. RefSeq names its product free fatty acid receptor 2. The coding region runs from base 2282 to 3151 and encodes 289 amino acids. Gene Ontology annotation, cellular component: plasma membrane. The record is from RefSeq and is a predicted model, not a curated record. Gene Ontology annotation, molecular function: bioactive lipid receptor activity. Gene Ontology annotation, biological process: G protein-coupled receptor signaling pathway; response to fatty acid; positive regulation of cytosolic calcium ion concentration. Lineage: Eukaryota; Metazoa; Chordata; Actinopteri; Cypriniformes; Cyprinidae. The transcript has a single exon.